AUGGCCCAGCAUCCAGAGAACCAAGCAGCCUGGCUGACAGCUUCCAAAGCCACACCUCUCGAGGUCGGCCCAGCGCCAUACACUCCCCCCGGACCUGGGCAGCUCGUCGUCCCAGUUCCUCGGCGACGGCAUCCUCCCUCACAUCCGCUACCCACCAUCUUUGGCGAAGACGUCUCUGGCACCGUCAUCGCCAUAGGUGAAGGCGUAACGCGCUUCCGCGUCGGCGACCGCGUCCUAACCAUGGCCGGCCUCAUCCCCUCCAACAACACCCCCGAAGGCGCCUUCCAGCUCCUACACCGUCCCCUCAUCGUCGCCGGCCUGGGCUUGUUUGGGAAGGACUACCUCGGCCUCGACCUUCCGACCGUCCCCGCGCGUCCGGCGGACGGAUCCCGCGUCGUUAUCAUCGCAGGCGGGGCGUCCUCCGUCGGUGGCACAGCGGUGCAACUCGCCGCUGCAGCGGGGUACGAAAUCGUCUCCACCUCCUCGCCCAAGAACUUCGACCUCGUCAAGAGCCUGGGCGCCGCGCACGUCGUCGACUAUAACUCCCCGACCGUAGGAGACGAGCUGCUCGCCGUGCGCGGGAGGCAGCUGUUCAUCGCCCGUGCCGAGGGGAAACACAGCGUUGAAGAGGGCGGGGAGGUCGAGGUGAAGUUCAUCCUUGUUUCUCCAGAGGUUAUUGGGGCGGAGACACCUCUGAGGCCGAUCUUUGAGGAGUAUUUGCCGAGGGCGCUGGUGGAACGGCAGUUUGUGCCGAGACCGAAGCCGGAGGUUGUGGGCACGGGACUGGACAAGAUUCAGGAUGCGUUGGAGGUGCUUCGGAAGGGGGUGUCAGCGAAGAAGAUCAUUAUGCAACUCUAG
Molecule: messenger RNA, 858 nt
Organism: Penicillium egyptiacum
Lineage: Eukaryota; Fungi; Ascomycota; Eurotiomycetes; Eurotiales; Aspergillaceae
Source: the annotation of a GenBank genome assembly